ACAUAUACAAACUCUAACUCUAACUCCCACACGAAUUCACUUAUACUUGCAUGCAAAUCGCAUAUAAAUUUGAUUGAAAGAUAUAUUUUAGAAAGGUACAAGACAGAACGGCAAUACAAGAUGAAAGCUCUUUUUUUAAUUGUUCUCUUCGUGGUUGGUGCUUCCGCAUACAGUAAACACAAUUUAACUUUGGUAGAAGUCGCAAAGAAAUAUGGCUUCAACACCAUCGUGGAACUGGGUGAAAGAGCUGGCUUAGCUCACAAACUUAACGAAUCAGGAGAAUGGACUGUCUUUGCACCAACCGAGCGGGCCUUUAGCGACAUGGGCCCUUUCUUUCUUGAUAUGCUGAGAAAUAAUAGCGCUACGCUAGAAGUCUUUCUCAAAUACCAUGUUGUACAAGGUAAAUUCAUGUACAAAGACCUUCAGAAAAAUGAUUUCGAAUUAACCUCCCUCGCUGGGAUAAAGAUCCGCGUGAACGUUUACCGAGCGAAUCAGAUUGUCACUAUUGAAGGGUGUCAACUAGUAAACGCCGACAACGUGGCCAGUAACGGUAUUUUACACAUCAUAAAUGAUGUAAUGCUUCCUCCUACAGACAACCUGUACGAAACGAUAAAGAGGAUUCCAAGAUAUUCCAUCAUGGCAUCUCUGCUUAAGAAGAGUAACUUGCACAAAGAAUUAGAGAUUGAAAAAGUCUCAAUGACUGAAGCCGUUCUGAUGCAGUACCACAUUGUUCGCGGAGUCCUGUGGAGAGCUGGAAUGCACACACAAUACGUGCCGACUCUUGCAAAAGGUGAAAGACUUCUCAUCAGAGAAAACAUUUUCGGUUUCAUCACAGUAGAAAAUGGCUACCUCGUCAACCGAGACAUUGGCGCAACAAACGGUGUGAUCCAUGAAGUAUCCCGCAUGUUGAAACCCAAGGAUGUAGAUUUAACCGUUAAAGGACAAUGGACUAUCUUUGCACCGACUGAUGAGGCCUUUGACGAAAUGGGUCAUUCCUUUCUUCAGGAGUUGAAAAACGAUUCUGUUGCCCUGGAAGCCUUUCUUAAAUACCAUGUUGUACAAGGCAUAUUUAUGUACAAAGACCUUCAGAAAAAUGAUAUGGAAUUAACUUCCGUAUCUGGGCCGAAGAUCCGUGUGAAUGUUUACCGAGUGAAACGGGCUGUCACUGUUGAAGGCUGUGAACUAGUAAGCGUCGACAAUGUGGCCACUAACGGUGUUCUACACAUCAUAGAUGAAGUGAUGCUUGCUCCAACCGACAACCUGUACAACACUAUACUCAACACUCCGAGAUAUUCCAUCAUGGCAGCUCUGCUUAAGAAGACCAACUUGCACAAAGAAUUAGAGAAUGGUCCCUACACUGUCUUCGUACCGAACAACGAUGCAUUUCACCAUUUCAGCAACAGCACUUUGCAGCGUAUCGAAAACGAUGGUGCCUUGGCCGAAGUUCUGAUGAAGUACCACAUUGUUCACGGAAUCCUGUGGAUGGCUGGAAUGCAUACAACAUACCUGCAAACUCUCGCAGAGGGUGACAAACUUCUCAUCACAGAAGGCUUUUUCGGUACCAUCAAAGUAGAGGGUGCCCGCAUCAUCAGCCGAGACAUUCCCGCAACGAACGGUGUCAUCCAUGAAAUAUCGAGAAUGUUGAAACCCAAGGAUGUAGAUUUAAUCAGUUAUCUAUUUGGAUUUGAGAACGUGGCCGAACAAGAGAUUGCUGGAACGUACACAAUCUUCGCCCCGAACAACCGAGCUAUAUCUGAAUUGAGUGCUGCUACAGUCGAAGCCUUGAAUAACGACACAGCUCGCCUUGAGGAGAUCAUCAAAUACCAUAUUGCGUUGGGAGUUUACAAGCAUUCUGACCUCAUCAAUGAUAAGACGCUGAGGUCUUUGCAAGACGAUGAAAUCAGAAUAAAUGUAUAUAAAUUUCAACAUAAAUUUAUUCUUUAUACAGUUCCGGAUCAAUUAUCCGGCAAGCUUGGGACCGGCAGUGUCCCGGAUUUCUGGAUAUGCCGGUUUUCUGGAGGCAGUCUCAAUAUGAACUUAGAAUAUAAAAUAAACUACGAAAAAUAUCUCGUUUUAGAUAAUUUACUGACGCUGUUCGCACCAAAUAACGCUGCUUUUCAGAAUCAACCCUCCAGUACCAUUCCCCAGAUUCAAGCUGAUCCAGCCUUAAAGGACGCAAUAAUAAAAUAUCAUACUGUGCGCGGAAUAUUGUGGACUCCAGGCAUGCGCACUGGUAAGCUGAGAACACUGUCCGAUGACGCUUCAGACCUACUAACUGUCAAACUGAAACAUUUUCAUGUCACAGUUCAAAAUGCCCAAAUCAUCAACCGUGACAUCUCUGCCAACAAUGGUGUCAUUCAUACCAUCGACACAGUCUUAUUCCCUCCAUCAAAAAGUGUCAUCGGUUAAAUACUGCCACAAUUAUUACUGAUACUGCAAUGGCUACAGCAACCAUCAAAAUAAAGCCAAGAACAACGCUACAGUCAAUAAAGAGGAGAGACAUGAAUAAAGGCAACAUUGUAAUAAUA
This is a messenger RNA of Octopus bimaculoides (California two-spot octopus), 2528 nucleotides long. RefSeq names its product transforming growth factor-beta-induced protein ig-h3. Gene Ontology annotation, molecular function: cell adhesion molecule binding. The record is from RefSeq and is a predicted model, not a curated record. Gene Ontology annotation, cellular component: extracellular matrix. Gene Ontology annotation, biological process: cell adhesion; extracellular matrix organization. NCBI's taxonomy places the organism in Eukaryota, Metazoa, Mollusca, Cephalopoda, Octopoda, Octopodidae.